Brassica napus (rape) is the source of this 498-nucleotide messenger RNA. RefSeq lists its product as uncharacterized. The record is from RefSeq and is a predicted model, not a curated record. The transcript has a single exon. Lineage: Eukaryota; Viridiplantae; Streptophyta; Magnoliopsida; Brassicales; Brassicaceae. Bases 1 to 498 code for a protein of 165 amino acids.
AUGAAGAACAGUGAGAUGAGACCUCCAGGUUCAGCACCAUUACCAGAAGCUCACAAAGCUGAACAUGAAAUGAAAGAUCCCAAAGAAAGCAACCACGUCUAUAAUGAGAGAAGAACACACGGCAGAGGCCGUGGUGGGUACAAGGGACGUGCUGGCCGUGACAAUUAUACUUAUGGCCGUGGAUAUGGAAACCACAAUAACCGUAGUUAUGGUUCCAACUAUGGCCGUGGAAGAGCCAUUUUUGGCCGCGGUCGAGGCGGUAUAUCCAAGCCGUCUUACUCGACCAAAUCUGUUUGUCACAGGUGUGGGAUGAGUAACCAUUGGGCCAAGAACUUCAGAACCCCUAAACAUCUAUGUGAAGUCUAUCAAGAGAGUCUUAAGAACAAGAACCCAGAAGCUCAUAUGGUUCACGACAAUGGGAAUGAUGCUGAUGAUGAUUUCGACCAUGAAAAGGAGGAUCUAAUGGAUCAUGAGACAUCAGAUUGUCUUAAAGACUAA